CCAAAGUAAUCUGCACUAAGCAUUUGCGAAAUUCUGAUUGAGUGGAGAGCUUAUCAUGGUGCAUGGGUCAGGUAUACAGCCUGAUGUGCAUGUUUGUACACAUAGAGGAAUCAGAAGAUUAGGAGAUUAAUGAAAGGGUAGUAUUUGUUGGUAAACAGAUAAGACAUGUGGAGUUGGCUGUAGAUGGCGCCACGCAGGCACUGUAGUGAACAGGAGUGCACUGGCUCCAUCCAGCACUGUGUACAGAUAUAUAUAUAUAUGUGUGUGUGUUAGGGUGUGUGUCAGUCAGUUAGUCAGUCAGUGUGUUACAGGACUGUAGUGGGCAGAGCUAAUGGUGGGACACGUUGUGCUGUUUAUUAGGAACUACUCAGACAGGAAAGCUGAAUUUUCCCCUCAAAAUACCCCAAAUAAUACAUUGUGCACUUUCCUUUGCACAAACUCUGGAAAUAACUGGACAGAAAAGAAGACUACUUCGGUGAUUGUUAUGCCUUCCGGACCGGAGCUUUGUUGAUUAUUAACGAAAGCUCUUAAAGAUCACCAUGGCUGAAGAGGAGCUCAUGUUUAGAAUGGAGGAGGUGGACAGUCUGAAAAGACCUCCUGUCAGCAGGACUGUGAGCUCUGGACCUGACAGCUCAGUUGAUGAUGAGGAAGAUGACUUCUACAUCUGCCCCAUCACUGAUGACCCCAUCAGCCCCACAAAAGGCAUCUGUGAUUACCUCAAGGACCUUGUCAACCAUAAACAACUCUCUAAUUCAUUGCCCAAGAACUCUUUCAGUUACAAGAACAAAAACGAAACAGACCCAGAGGUGCAUUCUGUCAGGUUUGGUUCUUUAACUGAGAAAGGUCGGGCUGCUUGGAAACAUGCUAUUGAGAAAGCAAGGGCUAUGCCAGAUCCCUGGGCUGAGUUUCAUCUGGAAGAUGUUGAGACGGAGCCCUGCAUUCGUUACAGGUACAGUGCCAUUACGGGUGAAUGGGUGCAGGACCAAGUCUUCAUCAAGAUGUCCGCUCAGCCCUUUGGAAAAGGUGCUAUGAGAGAGUGUUUCCGAACAAAAAAGUUGUCAAACUUCUCCCAUAGCAACAACUGGAAAUCAGCAUCGAACUACGUGGCUAAGCGGUACAUGGAGACCGUGGACAGAGAUGUUUAUUUUGAGGAUGUCAGAUUACAAAUGGAAGCUAAAUUAUGGGGUGAGGAGUAUAAUCGCCACAGGCCUCCAAAGCAGGUUGACAUUAUGCAGAUGUGUGUUGUGGAAAUGACCUCGCGCCCAGGGAAACCGCUUUUCCACCUGGAGCACUACAUCGAGGGGCAUUACAUCAAGUACAACUCGAACUCUGGCUUUGUGAGGGACGAUAACAUACGUCUCACACCUCAGGCUUUCAGUCACUUUACAUUUGAACGAUCGGGACACCAGCUGAUAGUUGUGGACAUUCAGGGUGUUGGAGACCUCUACACAGACCCUCAGAUCCACACAGAGAAGGGCACUGACUUUGGUGAUGGAAAUUUGGGUGUACGUGGUAUGGCCUUGUUCUUCCACUCUCACCUGUGUAACAAGAUCUGUAAGAGUAUGGGCCUCACACCUUUUGACCUGGCUCCUGCAGAAAGCGCUCAGCUGGACUGGACCAACAAGUUGCUGAAGUCAGCGCAGACCGUACUCCGUGGCUCUGAGGAGCAAUGUGGCUCUCCCAGGGUUCGGACUACGUCACUCAGCCGUGGACCCCCUCUCCUGUCUCGUCUUUCGGAGACUUCUUCUGCUGAUGAGAACAUGAGCGACACAGACUCCAUUCCCUGUUCACCCCUGAGCCUGGGUGCCUUCGCAGGACGCUCCCCCUUGGGCUGGUCAGGCAUGCAUGAAACAGAUGACGCAGACAGAAACAACUGGAAUCGAAAGGACUCAGAGAGUGGAGGAGACAGCGGUUACCCAAGUGAAAAACGUAGUGAAGGAGACAUAGGAGAACACCAUGAGAGGGCUCGACCUUUCUACAGCAGACAUUACUCUGAAUCGGAUGAAGACAGUGUCCGUCGGCAUAAAGUGGUGGGUAAUGCCAGCAAGCUCUCCAUUACUGUAAACCUCCCUGAAUCUCAGACGGUGACAGAGGAAAAAUGGAGUUUCUUCCAUUCGUCCCGUGCCCACAUUCACAGGCCGUCCUGUGUGGCAGUAGAGGUGGAGAGACUGAAUUCACAGUUUCUUGAAAGGAAAAUCGGCAAAUCUAUUCUGGGCAAGGUACAUCUAGCCAUGGUUCGAUACCAUGAAGGAGGUCGGUUCUGUGAAAAAGAUGCACCGUGGGACCAGGAUUCUGCCGUGUAUCAUCUGGAGAGGGCUGCUAUGUGUGGCGAGUUGGAGGCUAUUGUAGCUCUUGGUCAGUUGUAUCUGCAGCUGCCGCAUCACGUUCUACCUGAGAUUGAACAGGAGGACAACGAAGAGAACAGAAAGAAAGGCUUCCACCUGUUACUUCAGGCUGCUGAGGCUGGAGACAGACCCAGUAUGAUUUUAGUUGCCAGAGCGUUUGAUACAGGAGUCAACCUCCCACCUAACAGGACUCAGGACUGGGAGGAAGCGGUGCAUUGGUAUGAGAGUGCGCUAAACAUGACUGAUUAUGAUGAGGGAGGAGAGUUUGAUGGCAUGCAGGAUGAACCACGCUACCUCCUUCUAGCUCGGGUAGCUGAGAUGUACCAAGAGGGACGUUUUGGCCUUGCUGCAGAUCCUCAGAGAGCAGGCGAUCUCUUCACUGAGGCAGCUGAUGCCGCCAUGGAGGCGAUGAAGGGCAGACUGGCUAAUCAGUACUACAUGAAAGCUGAGGAAGCUUGGUCUGCAAUGGAAGAGUAAAGGAACUGAUUUUUAACUCCCAUGCCUGUUAGCCUUGUGCAUUUCUGCGUGAAAUACGUUUACGUGCUCUUUUACAGCAUCUGGUUUUAUAUGGGGUGUCCUAAAGCAUGCACACACACAUGCCUUUGUGAAUAUUUGGGUUCUCUUAUAAGCUGGUCAGUAGUUCAUACCACUGCGAACAGAAAUGAAGGAAAGUGAAAUAAAUCUGAAUUUAAAGGUGUUAAGACUACAGGUAAGCGUCAUGACUCUUAGCAACGGCAGUGACAGCAUCACUUCAUGCUCUAAAAAUAUCAUACCUUGUGUAUGGUGAUGAUAAUAACAAUGAGAAGAUGAUGAAUCAGCAUUAUCUAUUUGUAUGUAUCAGUUCUUUCAGGUUCAUAUUGAUGAUUUGCAUGUUAAUGUUUGUGUGUUGGGGGGCCAGGUACAAUAUUGUGGUAUUUCACAAUUCUUUGCUAGGCACAAAUUGUCUAGACUGUACAAUCCCUUUAUUUAUGUUAUUCAGAACACACACAUUGGCCUAAUUUGACUGUGAUUAAUUUAUAUUGUCAAACUCUGAGAAAUAUCAGACAAAAGCAAAACGCCCCUUUGGAAAGCACUAGUGACAACAGAUGGAGAUAAAGUGAGUGAUGUAACUGUCUUUGCUAUAUUGCUGUCUUGUGGUCUACCUUUUUUGGAUGUAAUAUCUUAGUUGAUUAAGCUGGUUUUGAUUCAUUUUGCUUGUUUUUAACCUACCUUUAUGCUGAAGACAAAUAUGUGAAUUUUGUUUACAAGAACAAAAACUUGUAGAAUAAAAAUACAAGUGCGAACAAGUUGGAUACAAA
Molecule: messenger RNA, 3643 nt
Organism: Pangasianodon hypophthalmus (striped catfish)
Lineage: Eukaryota; Metazoa; Chordata; Actinopteri; Siluriformes; Pangasiidae
Gene: eef2k
Product: eukaryotic elongation factor 2 kinase
Exons: 20
Coding region: 540-2822 (760 amino acids)
Biological process (GO): protein phosphorylation
Molecular function (GO): calcium ion binding; ATP binding; elongation factor-2 kinase activity
Source: RefSeq, a predicted model, not a curated record